Molecule: messenger RNA, 717 nt
Organism: Cryptosporidium ubiquitum
Lineage: Eukaryota; Apicomplexa; Conoidasida; Eucoccidiorida; Cryptosporidiidae
Exons: 1
Coding region: 1-717 (238 amino acids)
Source: RefSeq, a predicted model, not a curated record
AUGACAAGUGAAUUGGCUAGUUCAGAUGAAUUAAACAAGGUUUGGACUCAAAGCUGUGAAGAUAAAACAACUUUUUCUGUCAUUUGUUCUCUUGUUCAAGGCUUAUUUUGUAUAAUAAAUGUAAUUUUUGGAUAUUUUAUAUUGAUUCGUCAUUUUAACCGGCUUCUUGAAAAUAAAAGUAUUUUAAAAAUUUUACUUUUUACAAUUUUCGGUGAAAUGAUUACUUCUUUAAUGUCUGCAAUGUGCAUGAUCUUGGUACGAUUAAUUUUUGGAAUCAGAUCUUCAACAUAUUUUUUAUCAGUUAUAAGCUUGCUAAGUACACUUUUCCAGUCUUUAUUCUAUUAUUCUUGCUUUGCAAUUAGUACUACGGUACUUUACGUAUGGUAUUUUAAAGUCAAUGUACAUCCGAGUGAUUUUCUUUAUAGUUUUGUAAUUAAUAAAAACAUUACUUUGGAUCUUACUCGUGAUUUAUUGAUUUAUUUUUUUAUAGAAGCUUUUAUUUCUUUUAUUGAAGUUAUAUACAGUAUUCCGGUUCUAGUUAGCAUUAUAGAUUAUGGCUUAUCUAAAGAGAUUGACAAAAUAAAGGGAAAACCUAUAGUAGAAUUCUAUUCUGUUAACCAGCCUUUUACAUAUACAAAUUACCAAAAUUACGAAAAAGCAUUCGAAGACUUAAAUGCCCAUUUUUCUAAAUCUGAAAGUCACUAUGUACGGUUGUAG